AUGACUUUGCUCCGCUCGUGUCUCGCACUGGCGCUGGGCGUGUGCUUCGUGGACGACUGCUACGCCCGUGUCGAUCCGGCACCGACCCUGAUCAAGUGCAGGACGUAUGGUGAGAUGUCCGCGUACUUGCUGGAGCUCAACGCCACAUUUCCCGACGUCGUGCGGGUCUCGGUGGCCCAGGAGGCCUACAACCUGCCGUACCCAAAGGAGCUCAGGUGCAUUGUGGACGAAAAGACGAGUGCAACAGAGCCGUGCAAACAAUUUGUAGUGCAUUUGACCAACCACGCGACGCUAGCGAGCGAUCCGGAGAGACCUGAAGUCUUUUUCAGUGGAGCAGUGCACGGCAAUGAACGCGUUGGACCCAACGCAGUCGUUGAGCUCGUGGCGCUAUUUGCACAUGCCACGUCGAAGUACCGCACGAAGGACAUGCGGAAGCCAACAGCAGACACGCAGCGCUGGCUGAAGGAGCUCGUGAACACGCGGAACGUGGUGCUGGUGCCAAUGACUAACGCUUACGGCUACUCGCGCAACGAGCGCGAAGAGUUGGAAGUGGACCCGAAUCGAGACUACAACUACAUGAGAGCAGGUGCGGAAUGCAUGCAAACAAUGACGUCUCGUGUGGUGAAUGAGAUCUGGAGAGACCAUAUUUUUCAGUUGGCAGUGACGUUCCAUGGCGGCACUCGAGCAAUCGCGUACGAGUGGGGCUCCCCGGACCAUUACUUCCAUGGUGACAAGACCCAACCAAGUCAGAAGUCGCCUGACGACGCGGCUCAGGUCCAACUUGGCACCACACUGGCCAACUUUGCUGGUCCCUUUCCUGACGCAAAACUUUAUCCCACGGGAUCGAUGAAUGAAGUUGUGUAUGACGUCGUUGGUGGCAUGGAAGACUGGGGCUACGCCGCUUCGUGGGAAAACGAGUAUUCGGACGAGAAGUCGCAGCCUUUUAGUCCGUGUGAGCCGACCACAUUCGGUGGAUAUCCGAAGGAGAAGACCAUCUACAACAAUGUUACCAACCGCGCUUUCAAUGUACUGGUCGAGACCUCGUACAAAAAGGAGCCUCUACCAGCCGACAUGGGGAAUUUCCAGGAGUUGUACAAUGCGAAUGUGGACUUCUACCGCACCAAAGGGACCUCAACAAAGGUCGUGGGGCACGUACCAAGGAACGUCCGACUGGCGCUCAUGAUGAUCGAGAUGGCUCAGCCUCUAGUGCGUUGGGUAGAUGCUGGACGGUCGUCUGCGUUGCAGACCGUAGACACCUUCCCAGCAGCGAGCUUGUAUACGACAAGCGACGAACAAGUGACGAAGAUGGGCUGUGGAGCUCGGGCAUGGGAGCGCAAGCAAGUGGCAACGUGUAGUGCUACCGACUGCAGCGUGAUCAGCGCAGCACAUUUGAAGCUGCAGAUAGCGUGGGAAGUGCUUGGUGCGCUCACUGUGGACAGCACUCAUGUCCAGGUGUCUUCCAGCGCAUCCUUCGAGGACGAUACCGUCCUGAUCGAGACCACAGCUCAGAAGGGUACCACCCGGCGUUUCUACGAGUUCGCAUCCAAUUCAUCGAAAGCAGCAGCUGCCAACGCAGCCGAUAAGAUGGAAACGUCACUAUUUGUCACGUGUCUUGACUUGGGUAACGUCACCUCGGACAAGUUUUACGUUCGAGCUGUGGCGACUGUCGACCAGAACUGGAAAAAACAAGGGACUGGUGCCAAUAUGCCUUCGCCUCAAGUGCCACCACAAUCGCACUUGGUCAAUGCUCGAACGAACGCAGGUUGGAACGCCAAAUGGAAUGGCCACAAAGUGAAGGCUGGUCUCGAGUGGGCGUCUCCGAUCCUCACAGUCGAUGCGGGCAAGAAGUCUAAGACAAAAGCCGCUGAGUCGGAAGCGAGCAGUGACGGACCUCCGGAGCAGGAGUCAUCGUUUUCGUUUCAAAGCACAUCGUCUCAACGUGACAGUGCGGACUCGGACGACACCGUCGGCACACCGACUGCUGGCAAGAUACAUGCUGGUACAACAGCGAGCAAAGACGAUGGAGAAGACAUGUCUAAGGGGGAGAGUGAAGAGGAGAGUGAAGCGGAGAACAGUGGUGAGGCGAGCGACAAAAGUGCGCUGGAUCUGAAGGCGGACGCGUCGGAUGACAUUGAGGACGCGCCAGUCGACUCUUCUUCCUCCUCUGACACCACUCAAGAGAUAACGGCGUUAUCGGCAGCAAGUUUGGAUGUGGAGACGACGGACACACCGUCGUCGUUGCUGAAGUAUGGCUACGUCAUCCUGUGCUCGUGCGCCGUAAUCGUUGUGCUCGCGCUCGCGUAUCUCUACCGACGAGUGUUCCAGCGCGGCCGUCAGCCGUACAUGAACAUCAACAGUCUCGACUCGACGACCGGCGUCGCAGUCAGUAGCACUGACGACGAAUACGAAGUGGAUGAGACCGAAAGCACCGACGCUGGAGGUCCUCGAAUUCCUCGCCAUGCCCAGUCGUCCCAGAGUGUCAUGUAG
Molecule: messenger RNA, 2487 nt
Organism: Hyaloperonospora brassicae
Lineage: Eukaryota; Oomycota; Peronosporomycetes; Peronosporales; Peronosporaceae
Source: the annotation of a GenBank genome assembly